UGUCAAACAAACUUCAGAAUGGCGUAGCACAAUACUUCUGAUAAGGUCCAAUUUGACCAAUCUGCACAGAAUCAAAGUUCGAGUUCAAUUUAGUUAAUGACUGAAACUCACAGUUCACUAUAAGCUGAACCACUUUUGUAUUUUCCCAGGUCACUAUCUGAAAACCCCCAAAUUGAUACCAUGGGUGAAAUUGAAGCCAAAAAACUUGCCCAUUUUGUUGGUCCAAAGUCACCCAAUAUUGAAGUUCCGGAUAAAACAUAUGUCGAAAUAAUUCUCGAUGAGCUCGCUGAAAAUGAAACUGGCGCUCUGUACACUGAAAUACCAUCAAAACGUCAGGUUACAAACGGCGAACUUAGAGCGGCUUCAAUAUCUCUUGGAGAUGCUAUUUUUGCCCAAUUUGAUUAUCAAAAAGGGGAUGUUGCAUGUAUAUGCAGUUAUAACAUACCCGAGUUCGUGAUGGCGUUAUAUGGUUCAACGAUUGCAGGACUUACGGUAAUGUUAUGUAAUGCGCUUUACUCGUAUUAUGAAAUGAACCACCAAAUCAACGACUCGAACUCGAAGCUUUUGUUUAUUCCUGGCGAUAAAGUUUUCAUUCAAAAAGCCAUCAAGGCUUGCGAAGGAACAAAUGUGAACAGAAUUGUGCUUUUAACUGAAGUAGAUGAUCAAAAAUACCUGGAUGAAGUUUGUGUUUCGAACCCGCAAUUAAAGAUCUGCAAACUAGUUGAUUUUUGCGGAAACAAGAAUGCUGAAAUCCCUAAACUCAUUUGGGAUUGGAAGAAAGAUACCGCGAUUCUUCCUUAUAGCAGCGGUACUACGGGAACCGCUAAAGGUGUAGUUAUGAAGCAUUCAUCAAUGCGGGCAUACAUUAAAGCCUUUAUAAUUUAUAACCAGAUUAUGGCCCAGUAUGCUAGGCCUACCUAUUUUACUGUACCGCCUAUGUUCCACAUCUAUGGCUUCGUAGUCACAGCCAUGAUGGCGCCAUUUUCCGGAGGUCACGCUCUGAUGCAAAAACGGUUCAAUUUUACUCAAAUGCUAGAAUGUGUAGCUGAAUAUAAAGCGAGCAGAUUGUUUCUUCUUCCAGCGAUUGUCGUUCAAAUGGCGAAGGAUCCCGCCACUAAGCAGUAUGAUUUGACUUAUGUGAAGUAUAUCUUAUGCGGAACUGCGCCGCUGCCCAAAGAGCAGCUGAAGACCCUUCUGGAGAGUUUGAAUAAAGACAGUCCUCCUUUGUUUUCACAGGCGUAUGGCAUGACUGAGGCAGGUGGAACUUCUAUGCCCCCCGAUGCGCCCCUAGAGUUUGUGUUGUCGGGGAGCGUGGGACAGGUGUCGAUGGAUGGGGAGGCCAAAGUUGUGGAUCUGGAGACGCUACAAACGGUCCCUGUCAAUACAGAGGGCGAGAUCUGGUUGAAGUCACCCACCUCCAUGCACAGCUAUCUGCACCGGGACAAAGAAACAGCUGAUACAUUGGUGGGGGGAGGGUGGGUGAGGACAGGGGACAUUGGGUACUUCAACGAGGAGGGAUAUCUGUGGAUCACAGACAGACUCAAGGAACUGGUCAAAUACAAGGGAUACCAGGUUCCUCCUGCAGAGUUAGAAGACCUGUUACUCACACAUCCGGCAAUCGUGGAUGCAGCAGUAGCCGGAAAACCAGACGAAGAUGCCGGGGAACUACCGACUGCUUUCGUUGUCCUGGGCAAAGACAAAACAGUCUCGGAAACAGAAGUUAUGCUGUAUGUGAAGGAGAGAGUGGCCCCAUACAAGCAGCUGAAAGGAGGAGUUUACUUCAUGGAAAAUCUGCCUCGAAAUGCAACUGGGAAACUAUUGAGACGGAAAUUGAUGGAUCUGGUAUCAAAAUAAAAAAAAUUGUUCGCGGCCGACUAGAAAAGACAAAUCAUUCUAAUUCGAGUUUAAAAACUUCAGUUCAAUUCA
Molecule: messenger RNA, 1926 nt
Organism: Symsagittifera roscoffensis
Lineage: Eukaryota; Metazoa; Xenacoelomorpha; Acoela; Convolutidae
Exons: 4
Coding region: 181-1854 (557 amino acids)
Molecular function (GO): CoA-ligase activity
Source: RefSeq, a predicted model, not a curated record